AAAAAAAGUUCCAACCAAAAACAACAUGGUGGAAGCGGUGGGUGGCUUGUCACUCUUGCCAAGAAAACAAAUAAUUUAAUUAAAUAGAGAGAAAACAAACUACAUCAUGUCCUCCACGGAGCCCUCUCAAAAUAAAACAUGGGAACUCUCCCUAUACGAACUACAUCGUAUGCCACAAGAAGUGAUAGUGGAUGCUACAGAGAUCGCUGUCUCGCCACGAAGUCUGCACAGCGAAUUGAUGUGUCCUAUUUGUUUGGACAUGCUCAAGAAGACGAUGACGACGAAAGAGUGCCUACACAGGUUCUGCUCAGACUGCAUAGUUACUGCCCUACGUUCUGGCAAUAAGGAAUGUCCGACGUGCCGCAAGAAAUUGGUUUCAAAGAGGUCCUUACGACCUGAUCCUAACUUCGAUUUGCUGAUUUCGAAGAUUUACCCUAGUAGGGACGAAUACGAGGCUCAUCAGGAGCGUUUGUUAACAAAAUUGAGCAUGUCACACUCACAAGCAUCGCUUGUGAACUCUAUAACAGAAGGCAUCAAGCUCCAGUCUCAAAAUAGGCCUCAAAGGUCUAGAAAAAAUCAUGAUGAUAAUAGUAAUCCUUCUAAUUCGAAUGGUAACACGGAAUCUCAGAAUGGAAGCAGUACAUCUGCUCCUAAAGAUAGCACUUCAACAAAUCCUGGGGCAGGUAAUCCUACUCCUCCGAGUCAAUCCACGUCAAAUCCAGCUUCCGUGAGGAGUACACCCUCACCAGUGCUAUCCAAUGUCAGUUCAAUGUCAAAAAACACCAGCACCACUAAAAGAGCUAAGUCUGUUAUAACAUCAGAACAUAGUGAAAGUGAAUCUAGUGAUGGAAGGACUGAGGGAGAAAAUUCUAUGGACACAGAAGGUGAAGGGGAGCCUUUAAACCCAAAUGAAAUAGAGUUGGUGUUCAAACCUCAUCCGACUGAGAUGACUGGAGACAAUUCACUCAUGAGGGCUCUCCGAGAUAGCUCUGUCAGAUAUUUGAAGACCACCGCCAAUGCUUCAGUGGAUCACCUCAGUAAAUACCUAGCCAUGCGUCUGACACUUGACCUUGACGCAGAACUGCCUGAAGCAUACCGCCUUCUGAACUUCUGCAUUUAUGUCGCUCCGUCACCCGGCCAGUUUGUACCAUUGGCCGGUUCUCAGACGCUGAGACAAAUCAAUGAUAAGUUCUGGAAGGUACCUACAGUUGUUAACAAACCAUUAGAAAUGUACUACUCAUGGAAGAAAACCUAGAAGUAGAUAACAUUUUAGUUAUGUUUAACUAAAAUGGGAAGUGAUAAUGGUAACUAAUUAAUUAAUUAAUAAUUAUAACAAUUAAAAGUGAGACAUGGACUCUGAAAUUCCAAUAUAAAUGAUAUAAUUUUAUAAUUCAUGAGAUUAGGAAAAUUGAUUUUUAAUUGUAUCUCGGUUCAAUGUGUAUUGAACAUAUUUUAACAAUGAACUUAAGGCCUAAUUCUUAAAAACAUUGUAAUGUAUUAUUUGAAGUGUGGGAUAUAACAGAUUUAUUACAAUGCUUUUAAGUAUUUAGCCAAAAAAAUUGUACAUGUUGUAUGUAAUCAAUAAUUUAGUACUAUAAGAAUGAAGACAGAUCUAUAGCUAAUGUGCUAUGCUAAGAACAUAAUAUGAAAUGUAAUUUAUAUGAGAAUGUACAAUGAAUGUGCAAUUAAUAAAUAUCAAAUACCUUUU
This is a messenger RNA of Plodia interpunctella (Indianmeal moth), 1708 nucleotides long. It is a transcript of the gene Sce, whose product is annotated as Sex combs extra. Gene Ontology annotation, molecular function: ubiquitin protein ligase activity; chromatin binding. The coding region runs from base 107 to 1255 and encodes 382 amino acids. Gene Ontology annotation, cellular component: PcG protein complex; ubiquitin ligase complex. NCBI's taxonomy places the organism in Eukaryota, Metazoa, Arthropoda, Insecta, Lepidoptera, Pyralidae. The transcript is spliced from 4 exons. The record is from RefSeq and is a predicted model, not a curated record.